Molecule: messenger RNA, 2971 nt
Organism: Aegilops tauschii subsp. strangulata
Lineage: Eukaryota; Viridiplantae; Streptophyta; Magnoliopsida; Poales; Poaceae
Product: receptor like protein kinase S.2
Biological process (GO): protein phosphorylation
Molecular function (GO): ATP binding; protein kinase activity
Source: RefSeq, a predicted model, not a curated record
UCGGUUUUCUCAGGACCUUUUCUUCCAGAAGACAGAAUUGCGGUUGGGACUUUGGUAUCGGACAGCGCGACCAUAUAUGCGUGGUCAGUUCAGUCAGACAUCUGGAGCUACUUAUUUCCCAUUGGCGAAUUCUUUGGCUUGCUGAGCAUGAUCGAUAGGCUCACGAUCUACAAGACGAGAAGCAACUCCAGUCUUGCAGAGACUCCGUUCCCCCUUCAUCUCCUUCCAUCUCCAGCAAGGGAGGGAGAAGAGGAGGAAGGAGAAGCUAGUUACCGAAGCUUAUCACUUUGGGUAUUCGGAAAUGGACGGAUACGAGUUCGAGAGGGCUGAGCUAGCUGCACUGGAGCGCGUCGUAGCUGAUCCAAGCGCAAAGGCGAUGAGUCUGACGUUUUCCCUUCUCAGGCGCAUAACAAAUGAUUUCUCCAGUGAAUCUCAAAUUGGCCAUGGUGCAUUCGCAGUAGUUUACUUGGGGGUUCUUCCAAGCGGGUCAUGUGUUGCUGUCAAGAAGCUUCACUCAGUUAUUGGAUUGGAUGAAGAUGAAUUUUAAAAUGAAGUUUUUAUCACGAUGAGGGUUGCUCACAAGAACGUAGUGCGACUCGUAGGCUACUGUAGUCACACGCAAUCUGAAGUCCUCGAAUACGAUGGAAAAUCUGUUUUCGCAGAGGCCAGACAAAGGUUGAUCUGUAUGGAGUAUGUGCCUGAUGGAACCCUUGACAAAUAUAUCACUGAUGAGUUUCAUGGAGGACUUGACUGGAACCAUCGUUAUAAAGUUCUCAACGGAAUUUGCCAUGGUUUGCGUUAUCUACAUGACGAAGUGCGCAUUAUUCACAGGGAUAUCAAAGAAUCAAAUAUACUGCUGGGGGAUAACCACGUGCCGAAAAUAUUCGACUUUGGUUUUUCCACGAGCCUUCGUGAUGGAGAAUCUUUAAGUGUUGACAAAGGUAUCCACGGAACCAUAGGAUAUAUGGCGCCGGAGUUGAUUACUGACAGAACAUAUUCCAAUAAGUCCGACAUAUUCAGCUUUGGCGUUGUGAUGAUGAAAUUGUUGAUUGGAUCGACUUGCGCCAGUGAGAACCGCAAUGUUGAGCUAAUACUUGAAAAGUUGAGAAAAAGGUUGGUGAAAGGAGCGUUUUCAUCAUGGGAAAAUAAUUACCACCAAGUUAGAACAUGUCUGGAAACUGUGUAUAGCUGCAUGGACAUGGACCCAGAUAAGAGGCCUACUGCAUUUGAAAUUAUCCAGAGGCUAGAUGAAACCGAAAGUACGGACUACUCAGUUAGCAGUGGUCAUGCACCACCACUUUGGCAGCCAGGAGAUGAAGAAUCCGAUUCAUCGGACGUGGAUGCUUCUGAGCUUGAGAGAACACCAUCAAACGAUAUUCUUCCGAGUGACGAGGAACCAACCUCAGCAGACACGACUGGAGAAACGAGCACACAAGAACAUAACAUGUGUGCUGUUGUAAGUAAACUUUCAGGGUCCGCGGAACUGUCCUCAUUAGAUUUCCUUGAGAGAAUCACAGAUGGUUUUUCAUACGAACGAAUAGUUGGGAAGGACAGUCUGGAUGCAGAUUAUCAUAAAGCAUUUGUUUAUGAGGGAAACAUUUCAGGUCGAACAAUGGUAGCUGUGAAGAGGUUAAUUGGAGCAAAAAUUCCAGUUGCAAAGUUUACGAGGGAUGCCGAACAGUUCAUGAGCCUGGAUCACAAGAAUAUAGUAAAGCUCCUUGGCUACUGCCACGAUGAAUCUAGAGGGCAUAAGCUGGUACAUUUGAAAGGAAAACCACCCCAAGACUUCAAAGGAGCCCCCGAGCAACUGCUCUGCUAUGAAUAUAUGCACAAUGGAAGCCUUCGUGAAUAUCUUAUUGGACAUGGAUCUCGUGAAGUUGAUUGGCACAUGUGCUACAAACUGAUCAAAGGGACAUGCGAAGGUUUACGUUACCUCCAUGAGGGUUGUGGAGAUCGUCCAAUUCUUCAUUUGAAUCUAAGCCCGUCAAACGUACUGCUGGAUGAAAACAAAGUUCCACGCAUCACGGGUUUCGAUUUUUCAAAGCUCAUUGGUGAAAAGAACACAAAAUCCGUGAAUGCUCAGAUAAAGGGACCAUUAGCUUACCUGCCACCUGAUUUCUUCCACUCCAAGGGUACUGACCUCAAAUAUCUAGCUACGGUGGACAUAUACAGCUUGGGUCUUAUGAUUCUAGAUAUUGCAACACAUCAAGGGAUCAAGGGCAACCAUGACAUACUUAUUAAGACUGUCGAGAACAAUUGGAGGCAAGAUUCACAAAUAGCAACGUUGUAUGGCUCACUGGAGGAUAAAUUCCAAGCGCAAGUAAAAAUGUGCAUUGAUAUCGGCCUACAUUGUGUAAAGUCAAUGCCUGGAGACAGACCUACUGCCGGGGAGAUCAUACGAUGGCUUGACAAAGGGAGCAAACCAGUCCCAGGUCAAAGACCAUGAGUUGCCGAACCUCCACUCCGUGCUAAUGCCACCCCUGCAGAUGACCACAUACAAGAAAAGGAGAAACAGACGCCAUUGAGGAGACUUUUCAGAAGAAAGUAAUGCUCAAGUUACUGAAGACAUUUGCGUGGCAGCUGCAAUGGCGAAAGUUUCUUCCAAUUGAUCUCUUGCAGCAGGCGUCAACUGGCGUCACUUGCAGGCUGCGGGAACAUCGGUUACUCUGUUUUCUGCUCUUCGUGCUCGGUGCUCUGUUUUGCCUUGAUGUUUUAGAGUUGUAACUUUCAAGGGGCAGUUUUUUGUGUAUAGAUGCAAUGUGUAUAUAGUUUACGCGGGGCUGGAGAAACAUUCAACAAAGUUAAUGGUUUUGAUUUUUCUUUUUAAUAUAACAAGAGAUCAUGGAUGAACUAGCAAGAGAAGAAACGAAGAUGCGGCUGAUCUCAAGCUUCGGCAAAAAAUAACAGGAUUUUUAACUCAAAAAGAUAUUGACCUUCAGAACAGAAUUCUUCAGUUUUCUGAUGAUCGACU